Elgaria multicarinata webbii is the source of this 4388-nucleotide messenger RNA. RefSeq names its product ADAM metallopeptidase with thrombospondin type 1 motif 1 (gene ADAMTS1). The record is from RefSeq and is a predicted model, not a curated record. NCBI's taxonomy places the organism in Eukaryota, Metazoa, Chordata, Lepidosauria, Squamata, Anguidae. Gene Ontology annotation, molecular function: zinc ion binding; metalloendopeptidase activity. Gene Ontology annotation, cellular component: extracellular matrix. Gene Ontology annotation, biological process: extracellular matrix organization; proteolysis. The coding region runs from base 1 to 2829 and encodes 942 amino acids. The transcript is spliced from 9 exons.
AUGAAAGGGGAGGCAGCACGUCUGGUGCUGAGCGCGCUGUUGCUUUGCCUGGCCGCUCGGGGCAGCCCGCGGCAGCUGCAAGAAGAGGAAGAGCUAGUGGUGCCCGUGAGGCUGGAUUCCGUCGUCGGGCAACAACAGCAGCAGCAACCGGGUGGCGCCGACGGGCGGCUCUACCGCCUGGACGCCUUUGGCGAGCGCCUCAGCUUGGAGCUGCAGCCCGACAGCAGCUUUUUGGCGCCGGACCUGACGCUGCAGUACGUGGGCAGCCGCCCGCAGAACGAGGUGGCGGCAUCCGAGCACCCUGUCGGCGCAGACUUGGCCAGCUGCUUCUACUCCGGCACAGUGAACGGGGACCUGGACUCUGCUGUCGCCCUCAGCCUCUGCGGAGGGAUGCGCGGGGCUUUCUACCUGCGCGGGGUAGAGUACCUCAUCCAGCCGGCCAACGUCUCCCACCCCCAAGGCGAACAGCUCCAUGUCCUGCAGCGGCGCCUGCGAAAGAGUGCCCGCCAGGGCGGCGACGCUAAGUGCGGGGUGACAGACGACAGCUACCCCGCAGGCGCAGAAGGGCAGCAGGAGCAGCCGCAAGAGCAGGUGGAGCACGUGUCGCGCGCAGGCAAUAGAAGUGCAAGAAGGAAAAGGUUUGUGUCAAGGCCUCGCUAUGUGGAAACCUUGCUUGUAGCAGACCAAUCUAUGGCAGAGUUCCAUGGUAAUGGACUGAAGCACUACCUCCUUACGCUCAUGUCUGUGGCCGCCAAAUUGUACAAGCAUCCCAGCAUCCGGAACUCCAUUAGCCUGGUGGUGGUGAAAAUCAUGGUCAUCUAUGAUGAGCAGAAGGGACCUGAUGUAUCUUCAAAUGCUGCUCUCACCUUAAGGAACUUCUGCAACUGGCAAAAGCAACACAAUCCUCCCAGUGACGGCCAUGCUGAGCACUACGACACUGCAAUUCUUUUUACUAGACAGGAUCUCUGUGGUGCCAAGUCAUGUGAUACUCUUGGGAUGGCUGAUGUGGGAACUGCUUGUGAUCCAAACCGCAGUUGCUCUGUCAUAGAAGAUGAUGGCUUGCAAGCUGCUUUUACAACCACUCAUGAAUUAGGUCAUGUGUUUAAUAUGCCCCAUGAUGAUGCAAAGCAAUGUGCUGGCAUUAAUGGUAUAGGCAGAGACUCCCAUAUGAUGGCAUCUAUGCUUUCCAACUUGGAUCGAAGCCAACCCUGGUCUCCAUGCAGUGCUUACAUGAUUACUACAUUUUUGGAUAAUGGUCAUGGUGAGUGUUUGGUGGACAAGCCUCACAAGCCUAUCCAACUCCCUUUUGACCUACCCGGAACAGUGUAUGAUGCUAACCGGCAGUGCCAGUUCACAUUUGGAGAAGAUUCCAAGCAUUGCCCAGAUGCAGCCAGUACCUGUACAACUUUGUGGUGCACUGGCACUUCUGGAGGGUUGCUUGUGUGUCAAACCAAACAUUUCCCUUGGGCCGAUGGCACCACAUGUGGAGAGGGAAAGUGGUGCGUGAAUGGCAAGUGUGUGAACAAAACAGACAAGAAGCAUUAUGAUACCCCUGUCCAUGGCGGCUGGGGUGCAUGGGGACCCUGGGGCGAGUGUUCCAGGACGUGUGGCGGAGGAGUCCAGUACUCUCUGAGAGAGUGUGACAGUCCAGUUCCAGAGAAUGGAGGGAAAUACUGUGAAGGCAAGCGGGUGCAGUACAGGUCCUGUAAUAUUGAAGACUGCCCAGACUACAGUGGCAAAACCUUCAGGGAGGAACAGUGUGAGAGUCACAAUGAUAUUUCCAAAUCACCUUUUGGAACUGGGCCUGCAGUGGAAUGGAUACCCAAGUUCGCUGGAGUCUCUCCCAAAGACAGAUGCAAGCUUGUCUGCCUUGCAAAAGGAACUGGCUAUUUCUUUGUUCUUCAGCCUAAGGUGAUAGAUGGAACCUUAUGUAGCCCAGAUUCCACUUCAGUAUGUGUCCAGGGGCAAUGCGUAAAAGCUGGAUGUGAUCGAAUCAUUGACUCCAGUAAAAAGUUUGAUAAAUGUGGCGUUUGUGGAGGCAAUGGAUCUACCUGCAAGAAAGUGUCAGGAAUGCUGUCAAGUUCCAGGCCUGGUUAUCAUGAUGUUAUUGUGAUCCCUGCUGGGGCAUCGAAUGUAGAAGUUAAGCAACGAAAUCAUAGGGGUGCAAGACAGGAUGGCAGCUUUCUUGCUAUUAAAGCUGUUGACGGCACUUAUAUUCUCAAUGGUGACUAUACGCUAUCAACACUGGAGCAAGACAUUACCUAUAAAGGCAGUGUUUUGAGAUACAGUGGCUCAUCUGCCUCUCUGGAAAGAAUUCGUAGCUUUAGUCCAUUGAAGGAGCCCUUAACAAUACAGGUCCUUACUGUAGGCGAUUCAUUUCGACCUAAAAUCAAAUACACCUAUUUUGUGAAGAAAUCGAUACAUUCAGGAACUGAGAAGCCUUCCAGUAAGAAGACUGAAUCUUUCAAUGCAAUCAAGGAGACAAUUUUAUCUGAAUGGAUUAUUGAAGAAUGGGGAGAGUGUUCUAAGUCGUGUGGUACUGGUUGGCAGAGGAGAUCUGUAGAAUGUAGAGACCUUAAUGGACAACCUGCCACAGGCUGUGCAAAAGAACUCAAGCCAAGUGAUGUCCGACCAUGUGCAGACACACCAUGCCCACGGUGGCAGCUGGGGGACUGGUCACCAUGUUCUAAAACAUGCGGAAAAGGUUUCAAGAAGAGAUUGUUAAAGUGCACUUCCUUUGAUGGUGCCAUUUUGUCACACGAAAGCUGUGACCUUUCAAAAAAGCCUAAACAUUUAAUAGACUUUUGCAAUAUUUCAAACUGCAGCUAAACCAUAACAGGUUGGGAAAGCUAAAAAAAAAUAUAUUCCCAGACCAAAGCACUGAAAAUGUGGGUGAGAGGUAGCCAUUGUAAUUUGUAUGGCAAAUCCAGUGGAUUCACUGAAAUGGGACAGUGCAAAUAAUGUUAGAUAGUGUUGAAUCAUGAAAAAAAAAUAUCCUGUCAACUGAAAAUCCGAUAAAAUGACAAACUAGUCACUAGCUAUUUCAUUUUCAGCAGAUAAGGCCUGAGGCAUUACAAUUUCCUCCUCUUAGACUGUUACAAGUUAAACAAAACAUAGGCAGUGGCCAAAGCAAGUUUAAACAAACAUUUUGAUGCUUUAGUAAGGAUUGGGGGGGGGGGGAGGUUUCGGUCUUUUUUUUUCUUCAGGAGUUUGUGUUGUGGUACUGAUAAAAUCUCCUUCUUGGUCAAAGUCGGGGAGGGAAAGACAGGUUUUCUCUAAGCUUAAUUAUUCAUCAGGUCUUGGCUACCUCACAAAGAGCAACAAAACCACAGUAUUUGAGAAGAAUCUUCAAUUAUAUUGUUCAUGGCUGCUAUCAUUUAGAGUAUAGUUUUUAUAUAACAGUAAAGUGAUAUUCUCCAUCAAGAAGCAAACAGCUACAAUGAUGGCUUGCUUGUUAAAUCUCCUGAUGACUAGAAUGUAGUGCUUUUGAUUUAAUGAGAUGUCUUUUUCUUGCAGCUGGCAAUGCUCAGCCUACAGACUUAGAAUGGUAGCAAUUCCAAAGCCACGUGCCAUUAUCAUUGGUCUUGUCUUGUGCUCCUUUUUCAUGCUUCAUUUGCUCCAAAGGACACCAGCGAAACCAAGUUUGGAGCACACCUAUGUGUCUGGCUUCUUUGUGAAAGCUGAUUCAGCUUUUCUAACAUGCUGCCAUUUGCGUUACAGUAAUGGUCAUAAUUUUGCUAAGAUACAGCCUACCGCAGCCUUUCUCAACCUGGUGCCCUCCAAGUGUUUUGGACUUCAGGUCCUAUCAGCCCCAGCCAGCAUGGCAAAUGGCCAGGAAUUCUGCAACUUAUAUUCCAAAACAUGUAGUGGGCACCAGGCUGGGGAAGACUGGCCUACCACAUGCUGGUUAGCAAUAUGCAAAUAGAUAAAUCCCAGUAUGAACGGAACAUCUCUUAAUACAUGAGCACCCAACAACUUUACACUGCUCAAAUCACUUCUAAGGCAGGGAAGAUUUAAGCUGAGGGAUAGCAGGUCCAUCCACAGCAGUAUGCCAAUACCACAUAUUUAUGUGCUAGUCCAUAGACUGAGAGGUAUGGGCUCUCCAUGUGUAUAUAGUAAAAUAUAUUACUAUAGAGGAUACAUACUUCAUAAGUAUUUAAAUUCUUUUCCUUCUGAGAAGGGAUGUAAUUGGUAAUAAAUGCAUAUAAUGAACCUAUUUAUUUUUAUAUUUCUUGUCUAAUAUGAUCUCCUAAGUUAUCACUUUUUUAAAAGAAAGACGUAUAACAAGGAUAGAGUAUUUAUGCAAUAUAAUAUGAUACUAGAGACAAUAAACACUAUGAAUUUUAGAGAUGGUGUGUGUGUUUUUAUUCAUUCAUGUAGACAUUAAU